Molecule: messenger RNA, 2935 nt
Organism: Acanthopagrus latus (yellowfin seabream)
Lineage: Eukaryota; Metazoa; Chordata; Actinopteri; Spariformes; Sparidae
Product: ephrin-A5b-like
Exons: 5
Coding region: 794-1483 (229 amino acids)
Biological process (GO): axon guidance; regulation of cell-cell adhesion; ephrin receptor signaling pathway
Cellular component (GO): external side of plasma membrane; plasma membrane
Molecular function (GO): ephrin receptor binding
Source: RefSeq, a predicted model, not a curated record
GAGAGCAUGGCCGCAGGAGCCACAGCGCUGCUGACUUGGUUUGGUUCCUCCACAUCGAUAAGAGCGCUUCUCGUGCCGCUCGUCAGGGGACAUUUAACCCGGAGAUUGUGUGCGUUUACGCGCGGCGGAGAGGUUAGAUUUACUGCGUGUGCUGUUGUUGUUUCUGCGCAGGGCAGCUGCGGGGAUCAGCCGGAGCUGAAGCUGCUGGUUUGAGUCUCUCUCUCUUUUUUUUUUUCUUUAUGCGAUCCCGAGGAGAGACCCCUGAGCUGGAGAGCACUGACGGCACGGGGACUGUGUUCCUGCCCUUUAUAUCUUCGCAUCUUGGAACAUCAACUCUCUGUUGUUUUUCGGUCUUUAUUCCACUGCGCACGCAGCAGCGUUGUUGGCUCCUCUCUGGGAAAUUCAACGCGAGUUGGGGAAACUGUUCGCGGAGUUGAGCCGGAGGAAGACUGCUCGUGUCUCCAGCAGAUAUUCAGUGGAUUUUCAUCUACUUUGAACAGAACCGUCUCUAAGUCAAGCGGGUGACGAGUGAGCGUUUGGUGCAAAGUCAUUGAUCUGACUGUCAACUCGCGGACCGAACAAGACAAGAGGAGACGGACAUUUGCGCUUUGAUUGUAUCGGAGACACAGAGGAGCGAGCGACAUCUGUGCGGGAAUUAAAAAAAAAAAAAAGCCCAAAGUGGGCUCUCAUCCCGUCUCCUUCAACUGCAGCCACAUCCACCAGAACCUCUGAACCUGAGCCGGAGGGAGGACUGUAAUCAGUUUGGCUUCAUCGGAGUUCCAGAGCAAACAGCAUGCCGCAGGUGGAAAUGAUCCUCUUCCUCAUCCUCAUCAUUGGGAUGUGUGUGUACGGCCAGGACCCGGCGUCCAAGGUGGUGUCCGACCGCUAUGCAGUCUACUGGAACCGGACCAACCCGAGGUUUUACCGGGGCGACUACCACAUCGACGUGUGCAUCAACGACUACCUUGACGUCUACUGCCCGCACUACGUCGGCCCGGUGUCCGACGAGCGGGCCGAGCGCUACAUCCUGUACAUGGUGAACUACGACGGCUACAGCUCCUGCGACCACACAGCCAAGGGCUUCAAGCGCUGGGAGUGCAACAGGCCCCUGUCGCCGAACGGACCGCUGAAGUUCUCGGAGAAGUUCCAGCUCUUCACUCCCUUCUCCUUGGGCUUCGAGUUUCGCCCUGGCAGAGAGUAUUAUUACAUCUCCACCAUCACCGACGACAAGGGAAGAAGAAGCUGCCUUCGACUCAAAGUCUUCGUCAGGCCUCAGAACAAUUGUGUGAAAAACCCUGGGACCGCGCAGGAAGGGGUCGACUUUGACGACAACAGUCACAACUCAAUAGAGCCCAGAGACGGCGUCGGCCACGAGUCACCAGAGCCAGCUCGGAGGGACGUGAACUCCGUCAGCCGGUGCCAGACUUCAGUCGUCCUGCUCAGCUCCGCCCUCAUCCUCCUGGCCGCCAUCUUGUCUUUAUAGCGCCCGGAGUGAGGAAUCCCACGGGAAUGGACUGUCCUGAUUGGACCACAGGCCGCCCUACCCUGCAACCCCUCCCCUCAAGGAGCACUUUUUAAAAAAAAGGAAAAAACAAAAAAAAAAAAGAGAAAACACUGACAAUCUCUCCGUACGAAAAGAGAGAGGACGGGACUUCAACACUGAAGCCUUCAUUGUUUUUUUUUUGACUUGCCAACUAGUGUGAUUCUUGACUCUCUGUGGGUGCUGGUGGUGGAGGCGCCCUGAGGUGACAGACCUGUUCGACUCUCUGCCGUCCACAGUAUGCAGAUAUUACGUUUUUUUGUUUUCCUUUGUGUUAAAGACAAGCACACAUACAUGCUUUUUAAACACACACACACACACACACACACACACACACACACACAACACAACACAAUCAGUUCACUCUUUAGCUUGAAUGGCAAAGAAGCACAGCAGGAUCCCUCAAAAGUUUACAGACUUCUAACAUUUUUUAAGUUCAGGAAAAACAUCACCUAACCCUCCCCCACCCCCCCACACCGACAUGUAACAUGAUUAUAUCUCACAUCAGAAAAGUGGAGGAGGUUUCAAAGAACGUUCGGAGGCGACGCAUCACUUUCAGGCCAACAGGAAGGGAAAAAGAAGAAAGAUGUUGUUGCUAAGAGACUGUUGCCAAUGGUGUGGGCUAAAGGGGGCGGGGCCUUUGCGGACUUAACCUUCGUCUCAGUUUGAAAUGGAGUCGGACGCAUCGUCUCGGACCGUGGAGGACCCUCGCAAAAAGGCGAAAAAAUUUUAAGGAAGCACUCAUCUUUUUAGAGAUUGGAUAGGGGGCGAUUUAAUGAUCGAUUAAUGUAUUAUUAUUAUUUUUUUUUAAUAAAUCACGUAAUUCAAUUGUAGCAGCCAACACGGGUGUACAGUAAAAUAUUUGAGCGGAGCGUAGAGGUCGAUAUGGUAUUUUGCCAGGCGAAAUGUAUUUUCCUAUUUAUUGUGAAGUCCUCGUGCUUUUUUUUUUUUUUCCCUGUUCCGGUUUAGUCUGUAAGUGCAGUAGAAAAGGCAAUAAAAGAAAAAAACAACCACACUUACCCAUUCAGUUAGUUCAGGUUACACGCCCUUUAUUUGAUACAAUCAUAUAAAAACACUGAGUACGUUAUGUUGCGUUUAUGUGUCUGCUUGGAUUGAUGGCUGAUGAUGUUUUUCUUUUUUUUUUUUAAAAUUGUUUUUAACGAUGUCCAUGAUGAAAAAAAAAAAGUCUGAUGUGCUAUCAGGGUGUAGAAGUCGUAGAAUGUUUUGUGUUUCGAAUAUGUCAUUAAAAAUGUCACAAAUGUAGUUUUACUAUUACACUAUUGCUUUUGUGAAUCACUGUCAUAACACAGCUGUUGUAUAUAGACGCAAGAUUUCCUACAGAGUUCAGGGAUGUGUCCAUGCCUAAAGUGAGGUUUGAAAAGAAAGAGAAAAAAA